UACAGAUGUUUGAAUUUUAUUGUGCCAUUUCACCACAAAUUUAAUUAAUGUAAAUGUGUAACCAAGGCAACAGUUUAAUAUUGGUGCAAUGAGGUUGAUUAUUCCUUAACCAAACUCAUCUUUACUUUCCUUUGAAAUUCCUUGUGUAUAUCGAGGCUGUCAAAACUAACCAAAUUCUAUGUUCUAUAGCGACAAGUGCAUAUGAUUUUUUCAAAUGUAUUGAAUUAAAUUGAUCUUUUCUAUGAUGACACACAGAUUUCGUUUUGAAAAAUUCAAAUUAGGGUUUAACCUACAUUCUUUUUUUAUAAUAAAUUUGCUAAUUUUUAUUUGUUGCUUGUAACUAAUAAGUUACAAAACAAUUUUUCUUUUUAAAAAAGCAGUUAAUAUAGUGCACUUUUUUUAAAAUUUUAGAUGGCGCGUUAAAAAAUACCUAAUACCAUAAACAUCUAUGUACCAGCUAAAUUGGUCUGCCUCAAUAGGUUGUGAUAUUGCUACUAAAUUUCAGACAAUAGCCUGCACUUUGCGCCUUUUCUUUUCUUUCGAAAAAGUGAAGUCCAUUGGUUUUUCUAACUGACGAAUUGAUGAACUGUCAGCGGCCAUGUUUGUUGUUGCAUUUCAAAUCUUAGUUUUCAAAUUUCCAGGAAAGAUCAAUUUAAUCCAUAUAGCUGCUAGAGAUAUAGUGACCCUGCUUAUGUUGAUAAUACAGGAACUUAUGAAGCAAGUAUAAAAAAAAGUAGAGAAAAUCCAUUCAACAUGCGGAUGCGCGAGAUUUAAAAUUUCGUUUUUAACCAAUGGCCUUGCGCAUUCAACAGCCAACAUGGCCACUGAGAGGUGGUCAUUAAGUUUGGAUGCGGUUUUUUUUCCUUCAGUAUUUUCUCCAAAUUUUCCUAGAUCUCGUUAAACGUUCUAGGAAAAUGCGCUGCAUCAAUUUUCACCGCAGUAGGGCCACUAUACUAUCUAAUAGCUAUAUGAGUUUAUCAUUGAACUUGGCUUUUAAAGUAGACAUUUCCGAAAUGUGCAUGUGGGUAUACAAUAGCGCGAUCCACAUAAUUAAUAUUUUUUUAUUUUAAAAUCGGAAAAUAUGAAAAAUUCCAAAUAGAUUUGAAAGGUUCUUGGAUGCUCGCACAGAAAAGAAUUAUCUUUUCUCACUGUUUCUGAUACCCCCUACGCUACAUAUAGCGUUCGGCUUCCAAAAAACUUUGUGUCGGUAUCCUUGCCGCUAGCAAAAUUUUGUAUUCCUCGCAUGCACGUCGACAAUCCCGCCGAUCCGUAAGGUGGUUUAACUGCUUCAAAACGCGGCCAAUUCAGAAAUGUCUGCACGACACGUUCUCUUACUACUUGAUAAUAACGCUCACAACCGUCAGACUUUACACCAAAGUUGAUCUCUCUUAAUGGCGCACGUUUUCUUCUCUGUCGUCUAAUUAAAAUCGCAUCUCGGUUGGCCGUGACCGUGACAGUUUUUUCGUCCCUCGGUUUUCUUUCUCAUGGUAAAUUUAUUUAGAGUGUGCUUUGUGAUCGUGCUGGUUCCGGAUUUGUGAGAUUGGAUACGCGUCUGGGAUCGAAAACUUCAAACAUUCAUUUCGGCAUAUGGAACGGGGAUGCAUUUUAUUUUUCGAUUAGUAAAGUAGAAGAACCGAGCUAUUAAUUACGAACCGAUAUGAAGAUGUGCCUCAAAACGUUUAUUUACUCGGCAGCGGCGACAAUGAAAAUCUGGUAAUGAGGUGUUGUCAGCUGCUAUGGGUACCGCUAUGUUGAGAGCUUCAACCCGGGGCCUUCCACUUCGAGCGCCAGUAGUUCUUCGGAUGUUACAGUGGUGUCCGUGUAGUGCUUACCUGAUAGCUUGUCAGCGUUACGACAAAAGUGAAUAUGAAGUACUUAAGGGCGUUAGGACUUCUCGCCAUUACGUUUUCGACGGUGUUGUCGAACCCACUCGAAACGUCUUCCUCAAGGUCGACUCCUUCACCCGGCCACCACGAAGGAAAUGAACAACAACUGGCUAUUAGCAACGGCCCGAUAAUCGACGUUCUAGAUGUGAGAACGCCUCCAAAAAUCAAACAGGAAUUGAAAAUCAAGCAAAAGGAACAGGGCGAACCCUUCCACCCGGGGAUCGCGAUCCCGAUCGAUGACGACUCCAUAGUUCUGGAAGAGACGACUAAAAAGUUAAACUUUUAUAAAAUCGAAAGACCUGCCACGACGACGAACAACGGCUUGUCGACUUGGAUUUUACUCAGUAACACACCGACUACGAGACCGCCGACCAAGAAAACAACUGCGAAGCCAGAAACUGCUAACGCCAGCAACGAGACGAUGGUGGUGACCGAUAAGCCGAAUAAAAUAGCCAAACCUAUUUUCAAAAAGAGAACGACCACAUCGAAACCCUCGUGGACUACGAAGUUGGCUUCGACGUUGGCUUCGUCCACCACCAAUUCUCCAAAGCUUACAAAAGUUAAAGCAUCGAUUCUCAACAAUGCAGUGAAUAAAAAAAAUGCUAGUACCACCACCGAGAAAAAAAGCACCACUACCACUGCGAAACCUGUAGUCCACACGACCAAAAUUGAAACCACUUCCGCAGAGUCGAACACCACGUCAAAAGAUUCCGUGUCUCUGCCAGCGGAAGCAAAGGAAACGGAAACGGAACUACCGUCUGACGACAAGAAAAAGAAUAAGAAGAAGAAAAACAAGAACAGGAGACGCAAACCGCAGAAUAAGGAAGACAAUACGAAACUCAAAGAAGUGCAGCCGGUGUCGACGCAACUCUACAGUUAUUUGAGGAGCGAAAUCAUCCCCGUUACUGUGGGUGUUAGUCUGGUGGGGCUGUUGGUGACCGCGGGAUUAGCCAGCUACUAUUUGCAACCGUUUGGACUUCUUACCAGGAGAAACGACCCGAUCGAUCGCAAAGACAACGAAGGGGGGUACUACUAUCAAGAUCAGUAUUCGGGCGGUAUCCCGGAAGAAGACGCAAUUGGGAAAGUGAUAGCGGGUAUGCCAGAAAACUCGUUGACGAACGACAACGGUUAUAAAACAUCUACCACAAAGAACUCGUACUCCAACAAUGUGAGGUAUCGCCAUGUGGAUAGGAGAUCCCAAAUCUAUAUGAAUCCGUACGGAACGGUCGAAGACGUUAAAUUGGAUGAUGGUGCAGGGUACCACGGCAAACAGUUCGUGGUGGGCAGCGUGUCGAAGGAGUUGAUACCGGAACCAACUCCCGCAGCAGUACCGGAACAUGGUCCCCGUAAUAUCAACGGAAAUGAGCGAAAGUUCGUGGUUGGGAGUAUACUGGACGGCCGAUUUAAAGGGGGCCCAUCGCCGAGAAAUUUAAAGUCGGGGAGAAGAAGGAGAAGGGAAGUGCCUGACGAUGCGGACAACGAGAUUAUUAACGACGACACUCUCAACCCUGGCUCCACAACGACUGCCGCAACUACGUCAUCUACUCCCUCAGACUCACUCACUCACCUCAACGAGACCACCAACGCUCUGGCGGACCUCUUCGCAAAUUUGUUUCGCAUCAAAAUCCAGUUGGGAUUGGAGAUUAUACGGAACGUCACUCGAGGUGUAUCCGCAUACAUCUCCGAAAUUGAAACUAAAUUAAACGAUUACGAGAGUACAUCUAAACAACCAUUGCGCUUAAGAAAACGUCGGCAAGUCCUCGACACAAAGGAAAACGAGAUCUUUCCCGAAGAUGACGCGACCGCUCAUCAUCCGAAAAUUACCGAACCUUUUUCCAACGAAGACACGGCAAACGCGCACAAUCCACAAAAUGGUGCGGCAACACCCAUCGCCGCCACCGAAGAACCAACGACGGAAGUCUCAGUGGCGGAGACCGGGGAACCUACUAACAAUAUAAUGCAUAUCAGCCAGAAACCGACGACCCUCAUGGACCUUUUGAAAGACUUGUUUCGUUUGAAACUUAGGGUGGGUUUGGAAUUGUUCCAAAAGGUAUCGAGGAGCGUCUCCUCGUAUGUAUCGUCGGUGCAAUCUAGGUUGAACGAUUAUCGCUAUAGAGAUGAUUCAAAGCCGAGGUGUUGAUACGAAAUUUAGAAAAUUCGUUUUGCAGAACAGUUAGAGAUUGCUGUACAUAUUAGAUAUUAGGUUUUCGCGCACUCCAAGAUGCAUUAAAAAGAUUUUUUUACUUUAACCAGGGGUCUAUUAAGUUUGAAAAAGGAGAAUGUGAAAAUUUGGUGGAAGAUGGUUGUAGUAAUUUAUUUUACUUACUUUUUAAUUAUUUAAAUGCAAUUUAUUGUUGUGUUACUUAAGACUGUGUAAAUUUUAGGUAUAUUAUUAAUUACGUCGCAAUAAAUUGUGUAUGAUUU
This is a messenger RNA of Cylas formicarius (sweet potato weevil), 4310 nucleotides long. RefSeq lists its product as uncharacterized. Lineage: Eukaryota; Metazoa; Arthropoda; Insecta; Coleoptera; Brentidae. The record is from RefSeq and is a predicted model, not a curated record. The transcript is spliced from 4 exons. Bases 1867 to 4026 code for a protein of 719 amino acids.